CAGCUGCCGUCAGAACGUUGAGUCAAACAGGCAACACUUUCAACGAUGAUCUAUGGAAAAUCUCCACUAGAAUGAUGGAAAGAAGAAGGUAUAGUCCUCCAGGUCCAACUAUUCUAGGAUUUGAGAGUUUAAAUCGAUGUUUGCAUUUAGUGGGAUUACUGCACAAUGUGGUAUGGUGCAACACUGAAUGCCCAGUUUGGUAACUUUGUGGAAAUGUCGUGCUGAGAGAGAAACCUGCCUUCCAAAUUUCAUGUUCAAGCCUUAGACGCAUAUGCGGCCGUUUGAAAAGGAGACGGAGUAGACAGGAGGGGCGGCACGUUUGGUGAUUUCGGUUCACAGACCGUAUGGAUGUAUGAGACUUCUUUAUUGAAACCAACCGUUGGGGAAAGUGUCGUUCAAGAGAAAACGAUGUGUUUUCCUACUGGAUGAAUUUUAUAUUCAUGAGGGGAAACUCACCCAGUCAUACUUUUCCAAGAGCCUUCUUGAAGGUAGGCUACGAAUCCCACGCGUCAGUAAUAUUUUAUGCACAGGGGAAGAUAUAGGACAGGAGCAUGGCUGACUUUCUGGACUAUUUCAACGCAGCUCAGUUCAGACAAGAAUCGGCUUCCUAGCCGUCUCUUCUUGACCAGAGCCCAAGCCCCCCUCCGACACAUUCCUCCUUCACCAGCUUCUCUCUCCCCUCCUCUCUGAGAUCAAUGCUUCAUUAUUUAUAUAAUGGGAUGCGUCAAAUCCAAGAAGAGCGAUCUGAUCCAGUACGCCAACUCGGUGGAGAAGGCGGACGGCAAGCCUGGGAAGCGGCAGGGCGUGAACACGCUGCUGGUCCACUAUGAAAGGGGGUCGGCGGACGACUCUGCUCGGGUGGACCCCAUCCUGCUGGAGUAUGCCCAGCGGCUGUCGGAGGAGAUAGUGGCCCGGGCCGUGCAGCAGUGGUCGGAGGUGGACAGCCGCUACAGUGACAUCCCCUACAUUGAGUGUGAUGUGCCUUGAACCUCUGUGGAAAGGAUUACUACUGGAUGCCCAGCAGACAGACAGACGACAGACAUCACUCUGAUUCAGGUUGAAACAAUACAUUACGAAGAUCUACCAGCUGAAAAUGGCAAGAUGUUGAUGCCAUUCUAUGGUCCAAAUACAUUUUUCUGUUUAAUUCAUACUUGGACAGACAAAGACCUUGGUUACUCCUCUCAUUUUCAUCCAUACCAUGUGCUUGCCUCCAUUGUUAGCUAGAUGAUGAGAGUUCCGAGCUGGGGUGUGUGUGAUAUCUUUGUCUUGGGAGCCGAUAAAGCAGAAGAGUAUCAUUGAAUCCUGCUUUGAAAAUGUACCGUAUCUGCCUUUCAUUUAAUAUCUACCGUUUCCGCUUGACGCAUGCCAUCCUAGGGCCAAAUAGCAGGUCCGAUGUAGGAAGUUAUUUAUAGGCACCUCAAGUGGGCAGUGUUUUUCACUUGAGAUUUUUGCUGGAGUCAGCAGGUACAUGCCUCCCUCUCCAUCUGUCUGCCCAGACAGAAGCUCCCAGUUCAGGGUUCUUGGAUAAUGGCAUCCUGGGGAGCCUGUGGUUGACCAACAAAGGAGAGCUCAUUAUUCAUUCUGCCCACCUACCCAUUAAGCAUGUCCGAUGAUGAGCUGCAGCAACCAAGGACCUGACAACGGUCACUUUGACGAAAUGAUGCUCUACAAACAUGGCCGUGGGAAGAUGUUUUUUCUCCACUCAUACAGGAGUAUUCUGUGAAUUUGAAUGCCAAUGACAAUAGGACAUCCCUGAGGGCUGGCUAAGUCCCCAUGCCUUGAGGAAAUCAGGACACUAGGAUGGAUUGACACACUUUUACCGGGACAUGGCACAAAACGAGAGCUAGGUUCACAAAUACCUUUUGUUUUCGCCAAAAUGUCUAGGGCCAAGCACCCUGGUUCUAACAUACUGUAUUCUACACAAUGAUGAACUACUGCCAUCUGCCACAUAGAAUUUACAGCACAAAUAUGCAACUCUCAAAGGCCAUGGUAUUUUUAUUGAGAGCAAAUGGCUUUUUAAAAUAGUAUAAUGCUAUUUUAACAGGCCAUAGCCACACAUACGCACAACGGAGAGUUGAGUUGUUUGGAAAAGGGGAACAACUGUCCUUAAUGAAUGAUAAUACAAGCACAACACGUUUGAUGGGCUUUCUUAUGGCGUUUAUAAGAUAGAAGGUCAUAUCAGUGGGUUUUAGUCUGUCAUGGGAGGUCAGUUCCUACCAUACCACAACUGAUGUUGAAGAAGCUUUAAAUGCGGAUUAGUCUAGGCUGGGCAACAUGUACAUUUCCCAGAACAUUAAUCAGGGUGCUAAUGUGUACACCACAAAGAACAAGUAGACAUUAUUUCACUGGAAAAGGAAGUUUGAUGUGUGUAUCUCAAGUAAGAUUUGGCUGCUAGGCCAUUAGGUAUGCUCAGUAAAGAAAAUGGUAGUGGUGUGCUUUAAAUGCUACACCCAAAAAUCCAUUACAGUUAAAAGCAACAAAUAUAUAACGAAAUUACGCUAAUCUGGGUUGAAAGAUUAAUCUCUUGAACCCAUUCAAUUAUGUAAACAAAUUGAAAAGCUUAGCGGUGACAAUUUCUUCCCAUACUGUAUUCCUAAAUCUAAGAACUGGGAGGUGGAGGGUUUAGAACAGGGGUGUCAAACUCAUUCCAUGGAGGGCCUAAUGUCUGCUGGUUUUAGUUUUUUCAUUUCAAUUAAGA
Messenger RNA from Coregonus clupeaformis (lake whitefish), 2698 nucleotides. RefSeq names its product small membrane A-kinase anchor protein-like. Gene Ontology annotation, molecular function: protein kinase A regulatory subunit binding. The transcript is spliced from 2 exons. The coding region runs from base 715 to 987 and encodes 90 amino acids. The record is from RefSeq and is a predicted model, not a curated record. NCBI's taxonomy places the organism in Eukaryota, Metazoa, Chordata, Actinopteri, Salmoniformes, Salmonidae.